Messenger RNA from Erpetoichthys calabaricus (reedfish), 3628 nucleotides. It is a transcript of the gene caprin2, whose product is annotated as caprin family member 2. Gene Ontology annotation, cellular component: cytoplasm. The coding region runs from base 179 to 3070 and encodes 963 amino acids. Lineage: Eukaryota; Metazoa; Chordata; Cladistia; Polypteriformes; Polypteridae. The record is from RefSeq and is a predicted model, not a curated record. The transcript is spliced from 21 exons. Gene Ontology annotation, molecular function: signaling receptor binding. Gene Ontology annotation, biological process: positive regulation of canonical Wnt signaling pathway.
UGAGGGGUGUGGGAGUAUAAAAGGGUAAAUGUAGGGGCGGUCGGCCCCGGCUAGUCACUAACAUCUCCUGCGUUUGGUCUGAAUUGAGGGUUGCGGUCUUUGUGGUUUUAAAGUGUGCGGCUGAUUCCCCUCCCCUUCCCUUUAUACCUGCGGCUCAGAGUGCAGCGAGGAGAUUACAAUGGUGCAGCUCUCCCCUUCCCCUGUCCUUUGUCUCCCUACUCCGGAUAAGACGGAUGAGAAAAUGAGGGUGGAGGAGAAGCAGCAGCUUCAGCAGCAGCAAGAGGAAAGCCCAAAGCUAGAGCAGCAGAUAGGCCUGAGCUCCUUGCAGCUGGCACUCUCUGCUGCAACCACAACCUACCAGGGCUAUGAUACUUACAUCGAGGAUGGUCUCCUCUGCCUCAAGCACAAGAUUCGCAACAUUGAGAAAAAGAAGCUGAAGCUGGAAGAUUACAAAAAACGUCUCGGUGAUGGAGAAACCCUAAACAUGGACCAGAUGGAGGCAGCUGAGAAGUAUGAGGAAGUUGUUCACAAUCUUAAAUUUGCUAAAGAACUGCAUAAAACCUUUAAUGCACUCAGUCAGGAUCUUUUAAAAGCUCAGAAGAAGGCAGUACGACGUGAGCAAGUCAUGAAGACUGAAGCAGAGAAAAAGCGUUUGCGCACUAUCUUUCAGGUGCAAUUUGUUCUUCAGAGCCUGGAACAGGAACACGUGAAGAAAGACUUUCGAAGUGGUCUUAAUGGGGCUUUCUUUCUCUCUGCUAAAGAACUUGAGUUUUUGAUCAGGUUCUCAAAGAUGGCUUCUUUGGAGCGAAAUGAGUGCAUGAGCUUGGAGGACCAGAUGGAUCAGGCAGCAGUCAGCUUUUGGGAGUUGCUGGAAGGAAAUGAGAAAGCUGUGGCUGGUACCACGUAUAAGCAUUUGAAAGACCAGUUGGCACGCUUGUUAGACUGUGGGUACUUUGAUCACAUCCCGGCCCCUCACAAUGAGAUGCCAGAGGAAGAGGAAAAAAAGGGGACCACAAAUACUGUGAAGCUCGAUUCAUCAACCAAGAUAACAAAUGAAAUGCCUAAACUGAGUGUGUCUGAACCAUCUGUACCAACUCCACAAAAGAAUGACCUUCCUAUUCGAGAGUUUAUUAAUAGACGCUACCAGCCAGAAACAGAGUAUAAAGUUCAAGAACAGUCAGAAAAAUCUUGGAAGACAAAGUUGUCAACAGUGAAUCAAGAACCUCCCGAUUCAUGGGAGAUGCAGCUUCUUGAUGAUGAUUCGCCACCACCACAGCCUUCACCCCCUAAACAAUGGAGAGCUGCUGCCACACUUGUGCCAAAGGAUGCAAUGGAACUAAAGGGAUGCAUUUCAGAACCAAAGCUGAAACGUGGACGGAAGCCUAAAGCUGAACAAGUUAAAAUGCAGACACAAAAGAGAACCAGUUCUCCUAUUGCAGUAUUCAACUCUCCUUCUUCCAUUCCAAAAGAUCCUCUUUUGAGAAAAGAGAAACUGCAAGACUUGAUGGCAGAGAUUCAAGGAUCCUUCAGUUUUAUGCAGGACUCUGAUUUGGACUGUGAGAGUUCACCAAAUACUAAGCCUUUAAGUCAGUCUUCUGUGCUUGCUGCCUCCACCCCCAGAGCACCAAGGGAACUGAAGCUCCUCCCACCAGCUAUUAAGACUUCUCCAUCUGCAGUCCAUACUUCUGGGACUCCCAAAACUAACAUGAUAAAUGGAGAAAGGGCUCUGAGUGACUUUGAAAUGGACCUUGCCACAGAAGAAGCUGCAGAGGAAUCUCUGCCACUGGAGACUGAGCCCUAUGUUUCCUCCUCUCCUGUGUAUCAGAAUGAGUCCAAUGCAGAUAGUGCCCUGGAGUCCUCUCAGGUUGCCUCAUGUUCAUUGCCACCUACUGUAUCUCAAGGGCAAGUUUUUUCAUCUCCUCCCACCAGUAACCAUACCAUAAGCAUAACUACCUCUCCUUUCAAAGCUAUGCAGACUGUCUUUAAAGUUGAUGCUCCUUUACCUCCAAGAGAGUCUGAGCUGAAAUCAGACACUGUUUCAUACCAGGAAUCUUGCAGUCAGACGUACUCCACAGCUAGCACUCAGACACCCCCUCAGUGCUCCAUACUUGAUCAAACCACCCCUAUACUUGAAAGCAUUACUCCAGUAACGUCUUAUCAAUCAGACUGUCCUGUGAGCAAUGGUUGCCAUGGGUAUCUGUCACCUGGUCAAACUAAUACUUUCCCUCGUUCCAACCAAGCCUUCUACAAUGGCCGUGGUGCAGUCAGAGGAACAGUACGUGGAGGAAGAGGCCUGACGACAAACUCUUAUCGUUCACCUAGUGCAUAUAAAGCUCCCUUUGAAGGUUAUAGAGGUGGAGUGCAGUCACCCAGUGGAAACUACAUUCAGCCAUAUCCUGGAAGAGAAUAUACAACAAUGCUGUAUGGGUCAAGGGAAACAAGUUUUCAGCAAAACUAUAAACGUGGAAGUGCAACUAUUGGGCAAAGAACCAACUCUAGAGCAGGGUGGAGUGAUUCUUCACAGGUGAGCAGCCCAGAAAGGGACAAUGAGACUUUCAACAGCAUUGACUCUGGCCAGGGGGAUUCGCGUUGCCUCACUCCAGUUGAUAUGCCUGUGACAAGCCAAGCACCUGCCCUCCUUCCAGUGCAUGUCUACCCACUCCCCCAACAGAUGCGUGUUGCUUUCUCUGCUGCCCGCACAUCAAACUUUGCUCCUGGCACGUUAGACCAGCCUAUAGUCUUUGAUCUCCUUCUCAAUAACCUUGGAGAGACUUUUGAUAUGCAAAUAGGAAGGUUCUCCUGUCCUGUUAGUGGAACCUAUGUAUUUAUCUUCCACAUGCUGAAGCUGGCAGUCAAUGUGCCACUUUAUGUGAAUCUCAUGAAGAAUGAAGAGGUCUUGGUAUCGGCAUAUGCCAAUGAUGGCGCUCCUGAUCAUGAAACUGCCAGCAACCAUGCUGUGCUUCAGCUGUUUCAAGGAGACCAAAUCUGGCUCCGUUUGCACAGAGGUGCUAUUUAUGGGAGCAGCUGGAAAUAUUCCACUUUCUCUGGGUACCUUUUGUACCAGGAUUGAAAUUUUCUGUAGUGAGCACCGAGGAAUAAAAUGUGGCUUCAAUGCUUUACACGAAAUGUAGAAGGAUGGAUUUCCUCCCUCUCCUAACACAGAUGGUAAAUGUUGGGCUUUGGCAUUUAAUCCCAGUCAUUGGCUACCACAUGUGGUGUUUCAAAGUAAAUGGCCUCAUCUUUUGAAAAAUGGAAUGGCUUUCUUCUUUCGAAUCUAAGAUGGUACCAAGUUAAUCAAGAGGAUGAUCUUCAGGGAUGAUCGCAAGUAAACUGACCUUUAUGCUACAGUAUGUGCCAAAAGUCUUUACCAAAAUUCCAGGUCAAUACAAUGGACUUGAUCUGGGAGAUAGCUCUGUUACAGAAGAACCAUUUUUCACCUCUUCUAAAACAUGAUCAAGAGACUAAACAUGUGGGUUUAAUAUAAUCUAUACUUAAAGCACUUUAAAAUGUUUUAAUGCUGCCUUGCUUGGAGGGGGGAUGUUGAAAUGACAAGCUGGGGAAACUUGAUAUGCUCACUUCUGGGCUAUAUACCUCAUUGUGCCUACACAAAUAAACAAUGUGCAAUUAA